ACUGUUUUUUAUCUCCCUAUUCAAAAUUCUUGAGAAUAGGUAUAAUCGAUUUUGAAGUGAUAAGGCAGUGGUCUUUUGUGCGUAUCUUUCAUUAAUUGUACGUUCCCUUUUAUAAAGAUAUUCUUAUUUUGAAAAGAAAACAUGGAAUCUGCUUUUGUACAUCUUGAAGAAAGCGUUCAAAAGGCUGAUGGAAAAUUAGAUAUGAUUGCUUGGCAAAUAGAUGCCUUUGAGAAAGAAUUUGAAGAUCCAGAUAGCGAGAUAUCAGUAGUUCGUUUGUUACGUUCUGUCCAUCAAGUUACAAAAGAUUAUCAAAAUCUUCGUCAAGAAAUUUUAGAGGUUCAACAGUUACAAAAACAACUUUCUGAUUCUCUCAAGGCUCAGCUAUCUCAAGUACAUGGUAAUUUCAAUUUACUUCGUAACAAAAUUGUGGGACAGAAGACAUCUCAAUUAAAGUAAGAUAAAUAAUUUUGAAA
Vespa mandarinia (Asian giant hornet) is the source of this 473-nucleotide messenger RNA. RefSeq lists its product as uncharacterized. The record is from RefSeq and is a predicted model, not a curated record. Lineage: Eukaryota; Metazoa; Arthropoda; Insecta; Hymenoptera; Vespidae.